Molecule: messenger RNA, 507 nt
Organism: Penicillium nucicola
Lineage: Eukaryota; Fungi; Ascomycota; Eurotiomycetes; Eurotiales; Aspergillaceae
Product: GNAT family N-acetyltransferase
Exons: 2
Coding region: 1-507 (168 amino acids)
Molecular function (GO): acyltransferase activity, transferring groups other than amino-acyl groups
Source: RefSeq, a predicted model, not a curated record
AUGGAGGAAGAUGCGACUCUCAAUGCAAGCAGUGAAGAUGCCGGUACCGUUGUCUUCUUGUUUCCUCCGCCGGGACGGGCACCAUGGUCUUUGUCGCGCGUAUGGGCUGCGUGUAAGCUGUGGGUGCUGGAUUAUCUGACACCAGCGCAUGAUAGUGGCGUGAUAGAUAAGCGUGUGCAGGUUCUCAUGCAGAAGCACGAGGAAAGUGUGAAGUUGUUGGAGGAGAAUUUUCCUAGACAGAGACUGUGGUAUCUGGAGGUUGUAGCUGUGCAUCCCUCGUUACAGUCACGGGGACUCGGCGGGGGUGUGAUGAGAUGGAUCUUGGAUCAUAUUAAGGAAGAGCCGGUGUAUUUGGAAUGCACGCGACAAGAGAAUGUUAUGUUUUAUGAGGGUUUUGGAUUCAAGGUGGCCGAAGUGGUUGAGAUGUUUGAGGAUGGGUCUUAUACAGAUGGUGAUCAUGGUUUCAAGCAUUGGGUUAUGGUUCAUCCAGGCAAGAAUGCUAGUUAG